AUGGCAGUGGGCCAAGUCGGGUUCAAGAAAGACAAACAGGUGAAAAAAGUGCAUGUUGAGACCCGGGUCAACGCUAUUAUUAAUCGUUUGAACAAAACGAAAACAGAGUCGUUUCCCGAUCUCCAGAAAGAACGGGCCGAUUACGAUAAAGAACAGGCACGAACCGAGGUCGAACGACGACAACAGCGAUUAAAGAAAGAAGCCAAAUUGGCCCGUGAAAGAAAAGAGCUUGCUCACCAGAAAAAGCACGCCUAUGACAGCAUGUUCGACGAGGAACAGGUGCGCCACUCGUCGAACCAGUUCCGACCCGACGACUGGGAAGACGAUUUCAUGUAA
Sugiyamaella lignohabitans is the source of this 336-nucleotide messenger RNA. RefSeq lists its product as uncharacterized. The transcript has a single exon. The record is from RefSeq and is a predicted model, not a curated record. NCBI's taxonomy places the organism in Eukaryota, Fungi, Ascomycota, Dipodascomycetes, Dipodascales, Trichomonascaceae. Bases 1 to 336 code for a protein of 111 amino acids.